ACUCGUUUAAUUGUUCACCUAAGCUUAGGGGAAAAAACAAAAAGAACAAAAAGGAGGACGAAAAUACUGCGGCGGACUCAUCGGCCGGACUGUCCCGACGCAGUUGAUCUUCGUCGCCGGCGAUUUCACCAUGGGAAAGGGAAGAGACAAAAAGUUCAAAGACCAAGGUCAUGCAAAUCUGCAUAAUCCCAACAAUAGGAUGGAGAAAAGAUUUGGAAAGAACAGGUGGGAAGAGGCUGUGAAGCUUAAUGCAAAUUCUUUUAUUGCUCCUCCUGUUGCCUCUCCGUAUGCUUCUGUUUCUAUUCGUCCGAAUCUUCCUGCCUUUGCCCCUACAUGUGUUCCUGCUCCUUGUGGUAGUUAUGUUGCUGCACAGGGGAUAAACAGUGCUAGUGUUUAUCAACUUGGUGGGUAUAUAUUUCUGUGUAAUGGGCAAACAAAACCAGAGUGCUUUAGAUUCCGUGUUUUUGGGCUUCCUGCAACAAGAAUAGAGGUUGUGGAAAAAAUCAAACCCAAUAUGAAGUUAUUCUUGUUUGACUUUAGCUUGAAGCUUCUAUAUGGGAUAUACGUAGCUGCUUCCAGUGGAGGACUGGGAUUGGAGCCAGCUGCUUUUGGAGGGAAAUUUCCUGCUCAGGUCAGAUUUGAAAUACUUGGAGAUUGCUUACCUCUGCCUGAGAGUGCUUUCAAACAUAUUAUAAAAGAUAACUACAAUGGAGCUUCUAAAUUUAGGCAGGAAGUUAGCAGUGAACAGGUAAACAAACUAGUUUCACUGUUUCAUCCAAUAACUGCAUCUCCCAUCACCCCUCAAUUGCCAAAUGUUGUCUCUCUACCUCCCAACAUUGAGGAAGAGGCUGAGUCUCCUGGGCUUCACCCACUUGGUGAUCAAUAUGUUGCUAGGACACAGCUCAUUAAAACAGAAGGAGCCCCCAAAUUUCAAGAUGUUCAACUGGCAGCCCCACAUUCUUCAUAUGACCCUCGUAGCUUGGAAAGAUGCUUGGUGUUUGCCAGACGAGCUGCAGAGUCAUUGCAUCACUUGCGUGUGGGUUCACUUCCUUAUUGUGACCCAUGCUACUCAGAAGCUUAUCAAACAGUCUUACCUCAGGAAAAAUCAUAUGGAAGGUACCCUUCAGUGUUGGCGAAAAGCAGGCAGGCAAUUGUUCCACAAUAUGGUUCUGCAAAUAAGCAUGCCAAUCACAACCUAGCAGUAGCUGCCACUGAUGCUCGAGUGCAAUAUACUCCACGGUCAUUGCUGCCUCAAGAUCCUUCGUAUGUAUCUGCAACAAGCAUGCCUCCAAAGUUCCCGUCUUCAUCCAAAAUGGCUGUUUAUUGGACCACUGAAGAUACAAAUGCAGCUUCCAUCCCAUAUCAGGGGCAAGCAUCAGGGAACUACAACCAAAGACAAGUGACGAAUGGUGAGGGGGAAAUUGUUCCCCCUUCAGUUUCUGCGAGGUAUUUCAACCACAAACUAGCAGCUGCAGCCGCUGAUGCUGCAGGACGAACUCAUGCCAGAGCACAAUUGCAGCCCCAAACGCAAGCAUAUGAUCUGCCGGCAUUUCAACGGCAAGUGUUGUCUGUUGUACCAACAAAUUUGCCAUCCUCAUCGCUUAAAAAUACUUAUUGGAAUGCAGUUGCUUCCAUGGACCCAAAUUACACACAUUCAAGUCAUCACUAGGAACAAUCAUUGCGAGAAACCAACAAGGGACAAGUUGAGAAUAAUAGGGUGGAAAUUGUUCCUCAACUGGCUUCCGAAAAUGAGUACACUAAGAAGGACCUAGCAACUGCUUAUGCUGAUGCUCCCGUAAAAGCACAAGCAUAUGCCAUGCAGCCCUUGCAUUUUCAGGCAUAUAACACAUGUACCUGUGUAUUUGCCAUCCUCAUCUGUAUCAGCUGCCUACUGGACAGCAGUGGUGUCUGAGGAACCAAAUCAUGGGUCUUAGCCAUUGAAAACACAGAUGUUGGGAUAUGGCUCUCCAUGUUUUUGAACCAUCUUAUGGGCUUAUUGAAACUCAGAGCUCUUUGAUUUUCAACGUUUUUGUCAAUGACAACUGUUUAAUGGUUAUUCAGUAUUAUUAAGAUUUGGAGAGAGUAUUAUGGUCA
This is a messenger RNA of Malania oleifera, 2094 nucleotides long. RefSeq lists its product as uncharacterized. Lineage: Eukaryota; Viridiplantae; Streptophyta; Magnoliopsida; Santalales; Ximeniaceae. Bases 131 to 1669 code for a protein of 512 amino acids. The record is from RefSeq and is a predicted model, not a curated record. The transcript is spliced from 5 exons.